Messenger RNA from Mucor velutinosus, 1344 nucleotides. RefSeq names its product translation initiation factor eIF-2 beta subunit (gene SUI3). The transcript has 6 exons. Gene Ontology annotation, biological process: heme export; transmembrane transport. Gene Ontology annotation, cellular component: membrane. Lineage: Eukaryota; Fungi; Mucoromycota; Mucoromycetes; Mucorales; Mucoraceae. The record is from RefSeq and is a predicted model, not a curated record. Gene Ontology annotation, molecular function: heme transmembrane transporter activity; heme binding. The coding region runs from base 1 to 1344 and encodes 447 amino acids.
AUGACCAAUUUGCAAGAGUAUGAUACUCUUCUGCUAAGGUCAACCAGUACACAUAAAGACUGGUGGCGAUGGCUUGUCUUGCUUUCAUUUUCCUUGUUUUCAUUCUCCAGUGCACUCAUGUGGAUUACCUUUGCACCAUGUCUAUAUAUCUUUGUUCAAUACUACUUUCAACAUGAAAGUACAGCCACGACCAACGCUAUCCACUCGCUGUCUUCAGUGUACAUGAUGAUCUAUCCAUUUGCAAUCCAAUUUACGUUUAAAUACUUUGAAGAUCGACUUGAUGGAUCACUACCACCGGGUAAUGGACUGAGACGAGGUAUAUUAAUUGGCGCUUGUUUGAAUGCUGUUGCGGGCGGUGUUCGAUGGUUGGGAGCCAUUCCGUCCAUGUACGGUUUUGGUAUAUUGUUCCUGGGUCAAACCAUUGCAGCUGUUGCACAGGUAUUCAUGUUGUCGAUACCGCCUCAACUUGCAGUGGCAUGGUUUCCUGAAAAUGAAAUCAAUGUAGCUACCUCCAUUGCUGUAUCAGCCAACAAUUUAGGCAUUGCAGCUGGUUGUGCCCUGACGCCACUGAUUGUCAAGCAAGCAUCCCGAGAUACAGAUAUACCGCAUUUACUACUGAUACAGUUUAUCAUGUGCCUGAUUGUUUUGUUGUUGAUUUGGUUUUCCUUUCAGAAACCGCCGCCUUACUGGAAGAGUAUGAUCCAUGAAGUCAAUUCAGCAGAUCAAUCAAGUCGAUUAUGGAAAGAAAAGAAAUUUAUUUACAUGUUGGGAUCCUACUGUAUCAUCAUGGGAGCGCAAUGUGCCAUCAUCACCUUACUAGCACAAAUCUUGAUUCCACCUUUCAAACAUGUGAUUGACGAAAAACUGGUAGGUCUAUUAGGUGCCGCCAUGCUGUUUGUGGGAUUUCCAGCAAGCAUUGGCGUGGGCUACUAUUUGGAUCAAACACUCAGGUACAGACGAGUGUGCAUCUUGCUCUCCAUGGUAACCGCUGUCAGCGUAUUGUGUUUGUAUCUGGCCAGUGAAUUUCAGUAUUUGACCGGUGUAGUGGUCUCUUGUGUCUGUUUUGGACUCUCAUCGUAUGCCAUCGCCCCUGCAUUCUUUCAAUUUGCAAGUGAACUGUUUUACCCCAUCAGCGAGAUUAUACCCACAGGCUAUUUAUUCACUGUUGGCAACAUUGGAGGUGUCUUUCUUGUGGCUGUCAUGGGAUGGAGUGAAGACAUGUCCCUCCAAUUUACCAUGCGUGUGCCCAUGCUAUGUCUGUCCAUGGCCAUGUUUGUCAGUGUUUAUUUUAUGGCUCAAGUGAAAGGGUCCUUGAAACGCACCAUACAUCAACAAUCACCUUAG